Messenger RNA from Perca flavescens (yellow perch), 2041 nucleotides. RefSeq names its product endophilin-B2. The transcript has 12 exons. Gene Ontology annotation, cellular component: cytoplasm; membrane. The record is from RefSeq and is a predicted model, not a curated record. Gene Ontology annotation, molecular function: protein binding. NCBI's taxonomy places the organism in Eukaryota, Metazoa, Chordata, Actinopteri, Perciformes, Percidae. Gene Ontology annotation, biological process: membrane organization. Bases 113 to 1273 code for a protein of 386 amino acids.
UGUUGCCCUGUGCGGCUGUGUCAUAACAUAACAUCCAGCCGCUGGUGUCGAGUAGUCUACUCAUCCUAGCUUCGAGUGUAUACACCACAAGCUAGCAGUAACAGACACAAUAAUGGAUUUCAACGUGAAGAAAUUUGCGAGCGAUGCAGGAUUGUUUUUCACGCGAGCUGUCCAGUUCACGGAGGAGAAGUUGGGCCAGGCGGAGAAGACUGAGUUGGACGCUCACUUCGAGAACCUGAUGAGCCGUGCAGACUGCACCAAACACUGGACUGAGAAAAUAUAUAGACAGACUGAGGUCCUGCUGCAGCCCAACCCAAGUGCCAGAAUUGAGGAGUUUCUCUAUGAAAAGUUGGACAGGAAGGCACCAUGCAGAAUUACAAAUGGAGAGAUGCUGGGUCAAUAUAUGCAGGAUGCGGCAAAGGAAUUUGGCCCUGGAACUCCUUAUGGGAGUACCUUGAUGGAGGUUGGGGAUUGUGAGAGAAGAUUAGGAGCAGCAGAGCGGGAGUUCUUCCAGACGUCAGCCAUCAGCUUUCUUACCCCCCUCAGGAACUUUCUGGAAGGAGACUGGAGAACCAUUUCAAAAGAACGGCGUCUUCUGGAGAAUCUUCGCCUGGACCUGGAUGCCUGUAAAACACGUGUGAAGAAGGCCAAGGUGGCUGAGACUAAGGCUGCGUGCGAUGGUGAAAUGGCUCCAGAUUUUCAGGAGACCAGACCCCGCAACUAUGUGCUUUCUGCCAGUGCCUCUGCGCUCUGGAGUGAGGAAGUGGAAAAAGCUGAACACGAGCUCCGAGUGGCCCAAACAGAGUUUGACCGCCAAGCAGAGGUUACACGGCUGCUUUUGGAGGGCAUCAGUAGUACGCAUGUGAACCACUUGCGCUGCCUGCAUGAGUUUGUGGAGGCCCAAGCAGCUUACUAUAAGCAGUGUCAUUUCCACAUGCAAGAACUCCAGAAAGAGCUGGCCAGGCUUCCCAAUGCAUUUGCGCUGAACUCCACUCACUCCAUAGCUACUGCGGGCUCUGCAUCAGAGGGCAUCAGCAGCCCUGUGGAGACAGACACACUGAAGAUUGAGGAAGUUCAGGCACCAGCGACAGGAACCCGCAAGGCCAAAGUCCUUUAUGAUUACGAUGCUGCUGACUCCAGUGAGCUCUCCCUUUUAGCUGAUGAGCUCAUUACAGUUUACACAGUGCCGGGAAUGGACUCUGACUGGCUGAUUGGAGAGAGAGGAAACCAGAAAGGAAAAGUGCCUGUCACAUACCUGGAGCUUCUCAGCUAAAGAACACACAUGCAUUGACACACACACACACACUUACACACACACACACACACACACACGUGCAUGUGCAUGUGUGAGUACUACUGAAGCCAUGAGGAUAUUUCAUUCACUUCAUUAAAUUUCACUCUUACACUAACCUGUAACCUUCAAUAGCACUCCUCCACAGUAAGCAUUAGCAAAGUUAAACACACACACACACUCAUUCAUGUGCCUCUCAGAACACACUGAAAUAUAAUCACAUGACACUGACCGCAGUAAUAAUGGAGACAUUGUUACAAUGUGUGCAGGAAAAAUCCCUGUGGGGAAUAGUUAACAUUCCUUUUAGGUAUGUUCUGGUGGAUUAUUAUUAUUAUUAUGAUGAUGAUGAUGUUUUCUUAUUUAUUACAUAUUUAUUGUUGUACAUCCCAAUGGUUCAGGUAGACCUUUCUCACUGUCUUCAGAUGGAUUUCCAUUGAAAUAAUGUUGAUUUGUUUAAAAAGAAAAGUGUCUUUAUUGUCUCUUGAAGCUGUCCAUGGAGUUUGUCUUCAGAAGGCAGCGGUACGGAUGAAACUGGCGUGCAAUAACCACGCUUCCUUGAUUCUCAAGGGGUGAUGACAAUUCUUCUCCUUCAGUUAUGUCAGUUAAGUACAGUUUAUAUGUUUGUAUGACAGAUACUCCUCAUUGAAGAAGUGAAAACAGACACGGAAAAACGGAUCAUUACGACCACAUCUUGACAGAUAUGUCAUUAUGUUCUGUUGCUGUUGCAUAACUAAAUAUUUGUUACAGAAA